Molecule: messenger RNA, 1873 nt
Organism: Effrenium voratum
Lineage: Eukaryota; Dinophyceae; Suessiales; Symbiodiniaceae
Source: the annotation of a GenBank genome assembly
AGCGGGCCUUGGCUCAAAGACCAUCUGGUAUCGAAACAUGUCGCCCUAGCGUGCGCGCGCCACCGCGCAGCCUGGGCCCACGCCGACGCCCGGGACACCCAGCUGGGCGAGCGUGGCACGAGAGGACAUCGAUGAAGUCGAAGGAGACCUUCUCUCCCAAGGAGCCGGACGAGCACAAGCCCGAGCUCCAGGAUGUCAUCGAGAGCAUCGGCAUGGGCCCGGCGCAGAUUUUCUGGGCGCUGCUGGGCGGGGGCAUUUGGCUGGCCGACGGCGCUGAGCUUCUGCUGGUGAGCUCUGUGACGAGGUCCUUGCAGAAGGAAUGGCAGCUGUCAUCGUUUAUGAAGGGCGCCAUUGUCUCUGCAGUAUAUGUCGGCAUCUUCCUGGGGAAUGCAUCCAGCGGAGGGUGCAGUCAGCGAUUUGGACGCCGAGAGAUGAUCGUGCUUUCGUACUCCGGGAUCUUUCUAUGCGGAGUCCUGAGCUCCGCCAGCAAAGCUGCCGUGGCACUCAUGGGGAUCCGCUUCUUCGGUGGCUUCUUUAUCGGCAUCGGCCAGCCCGCCUGGCUGUCCAUCAGCGCGGAGAUCACCCCCGCCUACUGGCGCAUCGCCAUGGCGGCGGCCUCCCAGAGUUUGUUCGUCGUGGGGGAAAUGUACAUAUCCUUUCUCCUCAUGAUGGACGAUCUUAACAUGCAGGCUCGGGGCAGUGGUCGCUUUCUCGGCAUGGACGUGGCCUGUCGCCAGUCUUUGCACUGGCGGCUCCUCUUGCGAGUUGGAGCGCUUCCGUCUCUGGUAAUGGCCAUGCUAAGUAUGGCCUACUUGAACGAGUCGCCGGUGUUCCUCGCCCUCAAAGGGCGGACCAGGGAAGCCUGCCGCGUGGUGGAAAGCAUGGGAAGGCAAAACCAGUCCACUCCCUUGUCAUUGGACUUCAAGAAGCCGGUCUCCCACCGAACCGACGGCUCAUUGCUGCAGCAAAUGAGCCGACAAAUGGCCGUGGUCUUCAGCCCCCGCUUCUUGGCCCUGCGCCCAGCUUCUGGCUUUUGGCGAGUCAGUGGUUUAGCUGGCAAUGGGACGGAGAGUUGGUCUCAGGGGGUCUCGCUGGUGAUUAUGUCCGUGUGCUUCACGCUCAACAUGGUCUACUUUGGGUGUUUGUUCGCAUUCCCGCAGGUGCUGCCGACGCUGAUGCACGGGCAGGCGGCCUCGGAGCUGCUGGUGGGCGCGUUGUGGGAGCUGCCGGGCUUGGCCAUGGGUCUGCUGUUGGGCAUCUCUGCGACCAGGCGCACGGCCUUGAAGUUCUACUUGACCGGUCUCACCUGCGCCAUCCUCUGCUUUGUCGUGGGAGCCCAUGGCCACCCCGAGCAUGAGAGAUUGAUGAAGGCCCUGCUGUUCAUCGGCUACUAUGGAAUCAAAUGUCUCCCGAACAUUGGCUUCAUCGUCGCCUACCAGAUGUCGGCCGAGAUAUACCCAACAGAGGCACGAAGUAUGGGUGCUGGCCUGGCUUUGGCAUGUGGGCGGCUGGCGGCCAUGUCCUCCCCUUUGAUCUUCGAGUGCUGCCUCGAGCUCACCGGCACCUACUUGGCCUUCUUUCUCAUGAUGGCAGCGCUGUGCGUCAGCAACCUCUACAUGAUCGACUUCUUGCCGGAGCCAACACGUCUUGAGCAUGACGAUGUGCAGGACUUGCAGGAUGCUCCCUUGAAGUCUUCUGACAGGGUUCAGGUGGUUUGAAUUCGGGCUCCUGGAAAACCAGGGGCCAAGAUGGACCGAGUCCAGAACGGGACGAAGUCCCAUCCAUUUGAAGCUUAGCUUGUGCCACGCGCUGAGAAGGUCCCGGAGCUUCACCGGCUAGGCACGGACGGCUUUUCGCGUAGCGCGGAGGCGGC